Molecule: messenger RNA, 2491 nt
Organism: Oncorhynchus mykiss (rainbow trout)
Lineage: Eukaryota; Metazoa; Chordata; Actinopteri; Salmoniformes; Salmonidae
Source: RefSeq, a predicted model, not a curated record
CGAUUCGUAGGUUUGUUUCCGGAAGUCGUGUUGUUUUGUGGAUGCUUUUUGUGUUGACUCUGUAGCUAGUUAGCUAACUACCAUAACCUUGUUUUCUCUAAAUACCUCUGGUAUUUAUAUUUAUUCGAAUAGCUUCAUAUACAGUAAAUGCUACAACUUAAAUCUCGAAAUUAUAAAAAAUGUUAUCAGGACCGUCAUGGAGAGAGACAACUUCCAACAGUAGCUAGCUUGCUAACGUAAGCUAGAUAGCUUCCUAGCCUUUUGCUAGACUGGAUCGUAACACUGACUCACCUGAACAAAAGUAGCUAAACGUUACCAACUCUUAACUGUAGCUAGCUACACAUAGACAGUUUGCUAUGAUGUCUGAAGCCAUCGUAACCUUCCAGUCUCAGCUCUCCGGAGUCAUGGAGACGGUAUUCAAGGCUGCUAUGUACGAGAUCACCAGGCUGGUGGAGGAUAGCUUCCUCAAGGAGGUGUCCCGGAGCCGGCAGCAGGUCGAGUCACUCAAGAAGCGGCUGCAGUUGUCGGAGAACAGGCGUACGGAUGGGGACAGAGAGCUCGGCCGUACGGGGAAGUGUGCGGACUGUGGGAGAGCUGACGAGGAAGCCGAGGAGAGAAGCUCUGGAACCUCACAGACAGGUGUGGAGAGGGGGUGUGGCCUGAAGCAGGAGAAGGUACCAGGGGAGGAGUGGAGCAGCUGUGGGGGCGUGGCCAGGGAAACAACCUUCAAUGAUCUGGAGGAGGCAGAGGCAACCAGCCCUAGGAGAAUCUCUGAGUCCACAGAGGUCGGAGGUCAGAAGCUGGACAGUCUGCUGAAAGAGGAGGCUCUCCACAACACUGAGCUACAGGAGAGAUGGGAGUUCUGCCUGGAUGGGGCCGAUGGUUCAGACGUCUCGGGGCCCAGUAAGAGUUUUAUUCAGCAGGAUCUACAGCGGUGCCAGGAUGACUGGGGGUCCGCUCUAGACCAGGGGCCUGAACCACCGGGCCCCGAGGGAGAGCCAGAGGACCCCACCGACCCUCUCUACCGCCCCCGCUACAGCAUGGAGGACCUUGGGGGCGCCUUUGAGAAGUCUGGUUACAGCGGUGAUGGUGGUAGCGACCAUCUUCUAGACAUGGAAGGGCUGGAUAGGCUUCCUGGUUCUCCGUCUCGUCUGGGGGCGCUGAGCUACGGAGCUGUGGGUCACUACCAGGUGAACCUGGGGGGGUCUGAGGGGGGAGACCAUCACCAUCGCUCCCACAUGCCUCGCUCCCAUCAGAGCCGGAGGGAGCAGGUGGGGUCGCCAACGCCAUCCCCCCACCCGGAGGUGGGAGGCCGGAACUGCCUGUUGAUAAACGAGGAGGGGUACCUGCAGGACUCCAGUGUCUUGUACCCAGAACACGGGGUCCCAGAGUCAGGUAACAGAGCCGGCCACAGGGGGCUAACCUCCAUCCACUCUGGAAGCUCAGCCCACAACAACAACACAGAGAGCCUGUAUGGUGCUGCUGACGACUUUGGACUCUCUUUAAACCUCAGAGAUCGUUCACAAGAGCAGGUAACAGGAGGAGGGGGGAGGCGUCAUGCCUGCAAUCAAUGUACUAUGACCUUCCCAGACUUUGGUUCCCUCAAGGCCCACAAGCAGACACAUAAAACUGGUAGAGAGUCAGGGUCUGGGCCUCCAUACUCCUGCACCCAGUGUGGUAAGACCUUCACCCAGGCCUGCAACCUCAAGGUCCACCAGCGAGUCCACCAGGCAGAGGGACUCCACCUCUGCAGCCACUGUGGCAAGGGCUUCACCUCCUUCUCCGACCUGAAGAGGCACAAGUGCAGCCAGACCACAGACAAGCCCUACUGCUGCUCCAUCUGUGGGAACAAGUUCAGUCGGCUCUGGAACCUCAAGCUGCAUCAGCGCAUUCACACGCAGGAGAAACCUCACCGCUGCACUAUGUGUGACAAGAGCUUCACACGCGCAGACAUUUUGAAAGUGCACCUGCGCAUCCACACCGGGGAGAGACCUUACUGCUGCGCUGUGUGUGGACUCCGCUUCAAACGACUGGACCAUCUGAAGUUGCACCAGCGCAAACACAGGCCGGAUCUCCUGAACUGAAUAAAAAAAAGUUACAUUUUUGUUCUUUAGCAUAUGCUUUUAUCCAAAGCGACUUACUUUUAGUGCAUUCAACUUAGUUGGUUCGUUAUUAUUUUAUUUGACAUUGAGGAAAAAAAAUGUUUUUGAUCAAUUGUUUAUUAAUAAGGACAUUGAAAAUAUGAGCUGUUGGAAAUCUAACCAUGUGUCGAAUAAGAAUGUAUGCCUUAAAUGAUACAUUGUCUGUCAUAAUGACCAUGCCAACCUACCAAACAUUAGAAUAAUACUGCUUUCAUGACGUCUGCAGGGGUGUAAAGUACUUAAGGAAAAAUACUUUAAAGUACUACUUAAGUCGUUUUUAGGUGUAUCUGUACUUUAUUUAUGUUUUUUACAACUUCUCCUUUUACUUCACUACAUUCUUAAAGAAAAUA